Cavenderia fasciculata is the source of this 3162-nucleotide messenger RNA. RefSeq lists its product as uncharacterized. Bases 1 to 3162 code for a protein of 1053 amino acids. The record is from RefSeq and is a predicted model, not a curated record. The transcript has 2 exons. Lineage: Eukaryota; Evosea; Eumycetozoa; Acytosteliales; Cavenderiaceae.
AUGUCAUUUGAAACUUCUGUUCAAAGUACAGUUAAAUUUCAAAGUGAAAAGGAUGGAGAGUUGGAUGUUACCAAUGCAAAAUAUAUUGCAAAGAUGAUAGACUCGCAUAUGGGGAGUUACAACAUACCAAAGGAAAAGAUAGUUGACAAGAUCAUCAAGUUGUUUGAGACUAGUCUAUUGCCAACUUGUGGAAAGAACUUUUUGUUCUUGAUGCUUGGCUACUUGAAACCAGACAAUGCACUUGCGCUGAAAGAGAUAUUCAUGACACGAGCCAAUCUCAAACCAUACGUACCGGUUCUAUUCAACAAUUUGUUGUUUCAUCAAAUCAAUCUACGUCACUUGUCAUCACUCAAACAUCGAUUUGUAUCACUCUUUGAAAAUAAUCAUAGUAUUGAUAGUAAUAAUAAUAAUAAUAAUAAUAAUAAUCAACAAGAUGAUGAUAAUGCUUUUAAUUACAGACUUGGUGGACCUUACCUUGCAAAACCAAAAGAUGAACAUUCAGAUGAUGAUGAUGAAGUGUAUGAUAGUAACAAUUGUCGUAUCCCAUCAAAUCAUCGUGACUUGGAUUAUUCAAGUGACCCAGAUGAAUUGUGUCCGUUACUAGAUGUAUUCCAAGCGGUGGAUGGUAGUCGAUCGCUUAGAUUCAAGGACGAGUUGAUCGAUGAUGCCGAGUAUGCUCAAGUAUACUAUCCCGCCAAACACCGUGUCACUAAUCGUGUGUCGGUACCGUCAUACCCCAUCUUUAAAGACACUUUUGAUGUAUUUACAAUGGGUAUGUUAAAGAGUGUCGAUUGGGAUGACGGACAAGGUUGCAAGGUUGUAGUGGCUGGUGGUGCAGUGAUUAGUGGAUUGUUUCCCGUGCCACAAGACUGUCUCGAUGCUUGGCAACAGUUGCAAUGGGCCAGACGCGCCAUCUCAUCGCUGCCACUGUAUCCUCGUAACUUGAUCCUACAGUACUUGGCGCUGGAAGACGACACUAGCUAUCACGCAAUGACCUACAACCGUUUCUUUAAGAAUCGUCAUUGGGCAACUGGUGACAUUGACCUGUUUAUCAUUGCCAAGUCUGCCAAAGACGCCAAGAAACGUGUCAUGUCAUUGAUUGAUGAGGUGACAGCUAAUAUCCCCGUGCAGUACCGUAUUAUCAAGACUGACCGCUCUGUCACGAUCCUCCCGUUAUUCCCAUACCGUCCCGUGCAGAUCAUCACAACCAUCUUGUCGUGUCCACAAGACUACUUGGUCUAUUGUGACUUGGAUAUCGCUACCUUUAUCUAUGACCCACCAACCAAAAACAUUGUCACGAUGGACAGAGGGUUCUGGGCAUUCAACAAUCGAUACAAUGUGAUUGGACCAGCCGAAUGGAAGAUAUCGGCACAUCGUUGUGAAAAGUACUAUGCCAGAGGGAUCGGUACUCUCAUAUUCGAGGUGUGCAAGCAUGUCCCACGAUGUGACGGCAUCAAAGAAAUGCCAUUCCACUAUGAUGAAUCGAAUCUGCCAUACGGUCAACACAUUGCCACUCUUGAAACACUCGACUAUAUUCUAUUGGCUUCCGAACCGGCUGUAACCGUCAUCUCGUCGUCUGACCCACCACCACUAUACAAUAGUCCCCUAUCGAUCGGGUAUCGUGCCGAUAUCCUAGAUGAAAUGAUAGAGAUUAGUUGGAAGUACAAUUACGAUGACAAACAUUUUAGAAAGGAAAAGUGUUAUCAAUGUGGUAUUGAAAUUAAAAUGAAUAUUGAUGGUGAUCAAAAAAUAAUAGAUGAACAGAAAGAUACAACAACAAAAGAUACAAGACAACAACAACCAGACCCACUUGUUUGUACAAAAUGUAGAAAAACAAAUAAUAAGAAAUGGAAUCAAUGGGAUAAAAUCAAAGUUGAUAAUAGUUGUGCUAGUGGAAAGAGAUAUGCAUUGGUAACUGGUGGUCGUAUUAAAAUUGGAUAUGAAGCAGCUGUUAGAUUGUUGUGUAGUGGGUUUACGGUCAUGGUAACAACUAGAUUCCCUUACAAUGCAGCCAAGAGUUUUUCAGAGGAAUCUACUUAUGAACAAUGGAAGGAUAGAUUACAUGUCUAUGGUAUCGAUCUACGUCAUUUAUUAGAUGUUGACAGAUUGACUGAAUAUGUCAAAAAGACAUUCCCAAGAUUAGACAUUCUCAUCAACAAUGCUGCACAAACUAUUCGUAGACCACGUGCCUAUUAUCAUAGUCUAUGUAACUCUGAAACAACUCUAUCAGCACUACCCAACUCUAAUUUACAAAAACUUAUUGUUAAUAAUACUCAUUCAAUUAAUUUAACGAAUAAUAAUAAUAAUAUUGAUAAUAAUAAUAAUAUGGGAGCAGUAUCUGAAGCUGGUAACAAAUUACUGUCAAUCAUUCCAUUAACACCAAAUAAUUCAAAAAUAUCUGCACAAAUGACACAAUUGGUAUUACAUGAACAAGAUGUAGAUGAAGAAAACACUGCACUGUUCCCAACCGAUUUGACUGAUGAACAUGGUGAACAGUUGGAUUUACGUACCAAAACAAGUUGGAAUAUGAAGAUUGAAGAGAUAUCACCACUUGAAAUGUUAGAGGUUCAAGUUGUCAAUGCAUCGGUUCCCUUUGUAUUGGUACGUAAUUUGUCUGCUUUGAUGGGUGCCAAUUGUAAACAUGAAAAGGAUGGUAAAGGAGAAAAAAGAAGAGGAGGACCUACUACUCCAUUGGUACCAAUCCACGAGAAUGGUAUGGGAUGGGGUUUCAUCAUCAAUGUGUCGUCUCCAGAAGGAGCAUUCUCUGGUAAAGAGUCUGGGUUCCAUGUUCACACCAAUAUGGCAAAGUCAGCACUCAACAUGAUGACCAAAUCAAUUGCAACUCAAUACAUCAAAGAACAAAUCUACGUCGUUGCAGUCGAUCCUGGAUGGGUCACUAAAAUGCAACCAUUUGGCUCUGAGGUCGCUAUCAACGAAGCACCCCUAACAGUCCAAGAUGGUGCAUCAAGAAUAUUAGAUCCAAUCUAUCAAAAACUUCUAGGUUCAAAUAAUAUUAUUCAAGAUGCUGUCAAAGAUCCUCAUUAUCUACCAUCAGAUGACAAUGACCAAAAGGUUAUAGGAGUAAGAGCACAACUUGUCAAUUCUUUCAUGUCACAAAAUCAUGGUUGCAUUUAUAAACAUUUUGGUCCAAAUCCUUGGUAA